This is a messenger RNA of Helianthus annuus (common sunflower), 3719 nucleotides long. Its product is annotated as probable LRR receptor-like serine/threonine-protein kinase IRK. The record is from RefSeq and is a predicted model, not a curated record. The transcript is spliced from 2 exons. Gene Ontology annotation, molecular function: receptor serine/threonine kinase binding; ATP binding; protein kinase activity. NCBI's taxonomy places the organism in Eukaryota, Viridiplantae, Streptophyta, Magnoliopsida, Asterales, Asteraceae. Gene Ontology annotation, biological process: protein phosphorylation. Bases 448 to 3384 code for a protein of 978 amino acids.
CUCUUUCUCUCUCUCUCUCUCUCUCCGGCAUCCAUCAUCACCAAUAACUCCACCAGCCAUAAAGACGGCACACUCUCUCACACCCCCGACAUCUCCUUUUCUUUCGCCGUUUUCUUCUCUUUUCUCACUCUCUCCCUCUUGUACUCACUCUAUUCAAAUCACCUGUUUCACACACUUUCUCCCCUUCUAAAUUCCCCUGUUUUCCCACCCCAAACACGUCAUUUUCCGGCCAAAAAACCGCCACAAACCCAUCUUCUUUUCGUUAACCUCCCAUCACGAUCCCAUUUUCACCUCUUAAAUCCAAAACCCACAAAAAAUCCCUACUCAUUUCCCUCAACUUCAACCCAUGACGCAUCCAACUUUCCUUCAGGCAUUUCGUCGAGCAUCUUCUGUCCCCAUUUAGAUCCGCAAACUAAAAUCCUUUACUAACAAACCCAAAACGACAAAAUGGGAACGAAGAUGACGCCGUUUCAUUUAACCGUUACUGCACUGGUUUUAUUCCUGUUCUCGACAACAAUUCUUGUAACAAACUCGUUGAACAUAGCGUUAAACGACGACGUAUUGGGGCUAAUGGUGUUCAAAGCCGAUAUUCAAGACCCGUACAAUAAACUCUCCACAUGGAACGAAGAAGACGACAGCCCGUGCAACUGGAUCGGAGUCACGUGCGACCCGUAUUCCAACCGGGUCACUGAGCUCCAUUUACCCGGGUUUUCUCUCUCGGGUCACAUCAGCAAAGGGUUGUUAAGGUUACAAUAUCUUCACACACUUUCUCUCUCUAGAAACAACUUCACAGGCCUUAUUACCAACCCUAUUCUCACUCAGCUCAUCAAGAACUCACAGUUCAUUGAUUUGAGUGAAAACGGGUUCUCCGGGUCCAUACCCGACCCGAUUUUUGUCCAAUGCGGGUCACUCAGAUCCAUUAACUUAGCCAACAAUAAGUUGACCGGUCAAAUCCCUGAUUCAAUUGCUUCAUGUUUGACUUUGCAAAAUAUUGACUUUUCGUCAAACCAGUUGUCAGGUGGAUUACCUAAAAAUAUUUGGUCGUUGACUUCUCUAAGGUCAAUUGAUUUAAGUAAUAACUUUCUUGAUGGUGAAAUCCCACAUGAAAAGAUUGAGACUUUGUUUGAUUUGAGAGUGUUUAAUCUAAGUAGUAAUAAUUUUAGUGGUGAAUUGCCUGAUAAAAUUGGUGAAUGCUUGUUGUUGAAAGUUGUUGACUUUAGUAAUAAUUAUUUGGUUGGAACAUUGCCUGAGAGUCUGCAGAAGCUUAGUUUGUGCAAUGUGGUUAAUCUUAGAGGGAAUUACUUCUCCGGUGAGAUUCCGGAAUGGUUUCGGAGUUUAAAAAGUCUCGAAAUGUUGGAUCUUUCGGUUAAUAAUUUCACGGGUUUGGUUCCGAACGCGUUGGGUGAUCUUGAAUCGUUGAAAAGUUUGAAUCUUUCGUUGAAUCAGUUCACCGGGGAGUUACCCGAUUCGUUGGGGAAGUGUGUUAACCUGUCGGUUGUCGAUUUUAGCUGGAAUAUGCUUACUGGAGACGUUCCGGGUUGGGUGUUUGGGUUACGGUUAAAGGGUGUUUCUCUUUCGGGUAAUCGGUUUACUGGGAAUGUUGAGUUUGGUGAGACUGCUGCGGGUUUUGAGAGUCUUGAAAUGUUGGAUUUGUCUUCGAAUUUGUUUUCGGGUGUGAUCCCGUCGUCGAUUGGUAAUUUCAGUAGGUUGGUUGUUCUGAACAUGUCGAGAAACAGUUUGGUUGGUUCGGUUCCGUCGAGUUUGGGUGGAUUGAAAGCUGCAAGUGUCAUUGAUUUAAGCCAUAAUUCGCUUAACGGCAGCAUUCCGAAUGAGAUCGGUGGAGCGGGUUUGUUGGAAGAACUACGGCUCGAGAAUAACUUCUUGAUCGGCUCGAUCCCGGACCAGAUUCAAAACUUGUCGGAUCUAACCACUCUGAGUUUGUCUCGAAACAACAUUACCGGUGUUAUCCCAGUAGAUAUCGCGAAGUUAACUGAACUCGAAUACGUUGAUUUAUCGUUCAACCACCUCUCGGGAAGUUUACCGAAAGAGCUCUCAAACCUAACAAAUCUCGUCACGUUUAACGUGUCACAUAAUGAACUUGAAGGCGAGCUUCCUCUUGGUGGUUUUUUCAACACCAUACCACUUUCUUCGGUGUCUGAUAAUCCGUCUCUCUGCGGGUCAAUAGUCAACGAAUCAUGCCCGGGUGGACACCCGAAGCCGAUAGUCCUGAACCCGAACCCGUCUCAUUCAGAGCACGGGUCAACAUCGUUGAACAUGAGUCACAAAAGGAUCAUACUUAGUAUCUCUGCCAUUAUUGCUAUUGGUGCUGCUGUGUUCAUAGCUUUGGGUGUGAUUGUGGUCACCAUUCUUAACCUCCAUGUUCGGAACUCGAUUAACCGAUCUGCUGCGGUUGCUCUCACGUUUUCCGGUGGGGAUGAUUUCAGUCAUACUCGUUCCCCGAGCUCCGAUUAUGGAAAACUUGUGAUGUUUACCGGUGAUGCCGAGUUUGUCUCCGGGACCCACGCGUUGCUUAAUAAAGAUUGUGAGCUUGGGCGUGGUGGGUUCGGGGUGGUGUACUGGACCGCCCUUAGAAACGGGCGGUCGGUUGCGAUUAAAAAGUUACAUGUACCGAGUAUGUCUAAAUGUCAAGAAGAUUUCGAUCGGGAGGUUAAGAAACUCGGGACGAUUCGGCAUGCGAAUCUUGUGUUACUUGAAGGGUAUUACUGGACCCCUUCGUUACAACUAUUGAUAAACGAAUACGUCUCGAGUGGAAGCUUGUAUAAGCAUCUCCACGAAGGAAAUGACGAAAAUACCCUGUCGUGGAGAGAAAGGUUCGAGAUCAUACUCGGUACAGCAAGGGGUUUGGCUCAUUUGCAUCAGAUGAAGGUUAUUCACUAUAACAUGAAAUCGACAAAUGUUUUGAUCGAUUGCUCAGGUGAAGCAAAAGUCGGAGACUUCGGUUUAGCGGCACUUCUGCCAUCGUUAGACCGCCACGUAUUAAGCGGGAAGAUUCAGAGCGCUCUUGGGUACAUGGCUCCUGAAUUCGCGUGUCAAACGGUGAAAAUAACCGAAAAAUGUGACAUUUACGGGUUUGGGAUUUUGGUGUUGGAGGUCGUCACGGGGAAGAAACCCGUGGAAUACAUGGAGGACGAUGUGGUCAUUUUGUGCGAUAUGGUUAGAGGGGCAUUGGACAACGGCCGGGCCGAUGAAUGCAUCGAUAGAAAGUUGAAAGGUGAUUUUCCGAUCGAGGAGUGUGUUUCGGUAAUCAAGCUCGGUUUGGUGUGUGCAUCGCAGGUCCCGUCAAACCGUCCAGACAUGGAAGAAGUGGUUAAAAUUCUGGAGAUGAUUCAGUGUCCUUGUGAAGGUCAAGAAGAGAUAGAAUGAAAGGGGCAAAAUGCUGCUGGCAAAGACUAUCGGUCUCGUGUUUGAUUGUUUAGGCGACAGAUGAAAGCGUGGCGGUACGAUGAUACUAAAAGGACAAACAUGAGAUGGGGUCUUUGGUGAGAGCAUUUUGCCUUUGUGUUUGGAGGCAAGGUGUUUGAUAUGAUAGGCUUUAGGAUCCAUACUUGUUGUUUAAAGCUGUUUUUGUUUUUUUGAUGUUUUCUAUUAUUUGUAUUGGUGAAAAUCUUUGUUGGGUUACAAUUGUUCCUAUUUAACUCUUUUGUGGAUAUUUUGUUCUAGGUUACAAAAUUAAAAGGGCAAAUUCGUCUUUUGCUAUA